CGUACCCAAUAAACCCAAUGAAGUAAACACAAAGCAAAACAAAAUAUAAAUAUUGCAUCAGGUAAUCCGAAUAAGAAAGAUCAGAAAGAUCCCAGAAGAAUUAUCCUAUGCUGUCUACUUUUUAAUGUAAAAAAAAAAAAAUGAGAACAACCUACUACAGUUGUUUAACCGCCCCAUCUCCGAUGUAGCAAGCCCAUGAUUUGAGCAUGAUGAGAUUGCUAUUUCAAAUGGAUUGAUGACCAUAUUAUAUAGUUCCCGCGCUGGUUUGUGCUACAUCAUUUAACAAACAUGUGACUUGUUUGUUUACUUCCGGUUAUCUCACGAGACAGAGGAAGCUAUCAUCAUAUACUCCGAAAUACGUGUCGACGCCCUUGUCAUAAUUCUUUACCUUGUUGAUAGCUGUGCUGUGUUUUUUAAAACAAUCUCCUUCCUGGUACGCUGAGUGAAAGUUCUGACAGCAUGAGUGUCCGUACACUCUCACUUUUGUGUAUCAUUUGCUGUCAAUGUAUAUUUGCUCUUGAGGAUGAGUCUUUGGAAAAAGUUUCUAUCUGUAGAAAUGAAACACUCAAGCCUAAAGUCAACACAGCCAACAUAAUAAUUGAAAGUGAAUCCACAACAGAAUUGUCUUUCUUUUCUCAAAGUGCAGAAUGUUGGAAAUGUAAACUACGAUUAACUGCCCGCAUCAACCCUGGAGCCACAUGUUAUUUGAGAGUGGAUUCUCGAUGGCCUGUACACUUUAAGAUUAAGGAUGAGGAAGGAGAUUUAUGUCAGGAAACUACAUUCCAUUUUAAAGAGAAUGGUAUUUACAACUUGUUGAUUUACAACAGAACCCAAUGUUCUCAGGAACUGACAAACGAUCCUAGUGAUGUUUUUAUCCCAAUUUAUAUCAGCAUGGCUGUUGUAUUUGUAAUCAUCUUGCUGAGAUAUGCAUUUUAUUUCAAAAGCAGUGUCACCUUCAGAAGAAUCAUUUCACGAUUUAGUCAAGAGAAACUAAUCGAAGCAGAUCUUGGCUCUCCAGACAGCAUCAACCCCACAGAUGACAAUGAAAGCCUACGUAGCCGUAUACUUGUACGGGAAAGGUUAAAAUCACUUGAUGCAUUUCGAGGAAUUAGCAUUGUAAACAUGAUAUUUGUCAAUUGUGGAGGCGGUAAAUAUUGGUUCUUCAAGCAUUCGCCUUGGAAUGGAAUAAAUACUGCAGAUCUAGUUUUUCCUUGGUUUGUCUUCAUCAUGGGAACAUCUAUGGCAUAUAGUUUUCGAAGCAUGAUGCGGAAAGAGCUUAAAAAACAGACAAUUAUAGCAAAGAUAGUUUGGAGAACAGUUGUGUUGUUUUUCUUUGGCAUAAUAAUCAACACUAUUAACAAACCGAAUAUUGAAUUGAAAGAUAUCCGUAUUCCUGGAGUGCUUCAACGCAUUGCUGUAACUUACUUUAUUGUAUCUGUAACACAUAUGUUUUCUGCCCGACCAGCAGACAGCCAUCAAUUUGUUUGGUGGAGUCCAAUCCAAGAUCUUGUUAAUUAUUGGCUUGACUGGGUUGUUGCGUUAAGUCUACUGAUUAUCUAUCUUUGUGUGACAUUCUGUUUACCAGUACCGGGCUGUCCAACUGGUUACCUAGGUCCUGGUGGAAUAAGUGAUGAUGGUAAAUACAAGAAUUGUACAGGUGGUGCAGCUGGCUAUAUUGAUAGAACAGUGUUUGGAAGUUCACACAUGUAUCAAAGAGGAACAUUUAUGGAGAUGUAUCAUACUCAUGAACCAUUUGAUCCAGAAGGACUUCUUGGCACCCUUACAACAUGUGUUAUUUGUUUCCUUGGAUUACAGGCAGGAAAAAUAUUUCUUAUGUUUCGGAUGCAUUCAGAAAGAGUGAAACGAUUUUUUAUCUGGGGUGUUGUUAUAGGUGCUAUUGCAUUGGCCUUAACAGAAGCUUCACGAGAUGGGGGAGUUAUUCCCAUCAACAAAAAUCUUUGGUCUGUCUCGUACAUUUUUGCAGCAGCUUCCUUAGCUUUCUUCAUGCUUGCUCUCUGUUAUCUUGCAAUUGAUGUAGGGAACAUUUGGACUGGAAUACCAUUUACCUGGGCAGGAAUGAAUGCUAUAGUAUUGUAUAUGGGCCACGAAGUUUUUGUUUGCAAAUUCCCAGUAUACUGGAAAAUAGAAAGCAAUCACCUAUCUCAUUACCUAAUGAAUUUAUGGGGUGCAGCAUUCUGGUUUAUAAUUGCUGCUUUUAUGCAUUACAAAGAACUAUAUUUCUCAGUCUAAUCAUGUUGGAACAAUUCCUAGACAUUUGAUCCAAACUAUAUGAAGUGAGCUGAUUUAAUUUUUGUUUUUGUCUAUUAUUUUCUUUAUUCUAUAAAAUACGCCAUCUUGAUCUAAAAACUUCUAUAUAAUAUGUGCAUAUUUUGUGUACUAUGCAAAUAAUUAAAAGAAUAAUUAUUUUAGAGUAUCUUUUGUAGAAUAUGAAAAAAAAAAUCCAUUUUCAAGUGCUUUUUCUAUUUAAAAAAAAUUCUAAAAAUAAACAAAUUCAGAAAAAUUCAAAUUACAAAAGAUAUUUUUUCAUCAAAUAAUUUUUUAAAAAUCAUAAAACUAUAUUUGUUAGGCUUUCUUUCCUAUACAAAUAUUGAAUGUUUUAUAAUCAUGCUAUCAUUGCAUAAAAUUAUAAUCUAAAUGCCAUAUUGUAUAUAAGAACAUCAGUAAUUUUUAAUUUGAAAUAUAUUACUAAAAAGAUUCUUCCAAGUGAGAUCAGAUUAAGUCCAAAGUUCACUAUAUUUAGAUUUAUGACAUUGUGAUGUGAUGAUUUUUAUUUAAAUCAGAAGAAAGAUUGUCAACUUACUGAUUAAACAAGCUUUGUGAUGAAUGUCACAAUAUAGUAACUAUCAGACUAAUUACUUGAUUAUUCUUCUGCUGCAGUGUUCAAGUUAAUUUCCUCAGAUGAACAUAUAGCUGUUUUAUGACUAAGGUAUUUUUUUAAACAAUACACUAGGACUAUUUUAAUGAGUUUUAAGUUCAAAUCCUGCCCUGGUUGACUUUGCCUUUCAUCAAUCCAGGAGUGAAAAGAAACAGAAAAUCUAAGUGCCAAACAAGAAACAAAAUUAAUAGAAUUGACUAUACUCUUAAAUGUGCUGCCCUAGCAUUACCUUAGACUAAUGGCUGAAACCUGUAAAAGAAUAGGAACAUUUCAGUUUUUCAAUUAUCAGUAAUAUUUACUGUUCUAACUAUAAACAUGAACUCAAACUCUAACCUAGAAUCAGCUGUUACUUUAUAUAUUUGAUUGAUUGGUCUCUCUUAGAAAAAUUAUGGUAAUAUUUUUUAUUACACCUAACAUAGUACUGCAUGUAUCCAUCAUCAUUCCAGUUUCAUCUUGGGAGGAUUUGAGUCCAACACUUGAAAGUUUUAAAAAAAAACAUUCACUUAUAGUAUAACCAUAAAGCUCCUUGCUGUUGUAGCGAGGAGCUUUAACGCAAAUGAUUUUUAUUUACUCUUAGAUGCACUAUUUUAGAUUUAAAGAUACAAACCAAUGAAUUUUUUGGCCAAUGACUUGCUACUUUUUUUUCAAAACAAUAAUUCUGAUGUAUAAAAUACAUAUUUCACUUAAACUUAAGUUUGAUGUUUAAACUUAAUUUGUCACAACAGUUCACUUGUGUUAAAAAAUAUAUCUGAAAAUUAGAUUAGUUAUUAUUCAAAACAGGACAACUGGUCUAUCAUUGAUUGCAUCUUAAAUACUUUACCUGUGAUAUAUAAACUGAAAUAUUUAUUUUUUAUGUCUUCUCUUGAACACAAGGUUAAAUACUUGUGCUCUUUUCUCAAUUUGAUUUAUUACUAGGGCAAAUUCUUUGUAAAAAUUAAUCAAUUAUUAAGUGCUUUGGAGAUGUAACUGGUUUAUAUCACACAAAUACUCAGUUAUUAUUAUUAUUAUUAAUGGGACUAAAAGUUUUAAACUUUAUUUAAGCAUCUGUUGCUUAUGACAUCCUUAUAUCAUUUUCAUGUUUACCCAGCUGUGCAUGGAACUGUUACAAUUUUUGCAUAUUAAAAUAUGAUCAAUUUUUAUAUCAAAUGUUUGAGUCUUCAUUUAAAAAAUUUUUUAUUUAUUUAUUUACUUUUGUAAAUGUUUACUUCGAUUAUUGGAACUUAGCAGCUGUCCAGUUGAUUAUUUUUUUUAACCAUAUUAUAUAUUAUAUCAUUUAUAUAUCAAUCUUAAAGUUUGAUUAUAUUGCUUGUUGAUAUUUGAAGAAUUCCCUUUCUACUGCCUCAAAAUACUUUUAUUUCCCACGUUUUCAAAACUAGUAUUGUGUUUAUCAAAAAUGACAAUGUGACAUUUUUACAAAAAAAAAAAAUAGGCGUAGGAGUGGCUGUGUGGUAAGUAGCUUGCUUACAAACCACAUGGUCCCGGGUUCAGUCCCACUGCAUGGCAUCUUGGGCAAGUGUCUUCUACUAUAGCCUCGGGCCGACCAAAGCCUUGUGAGUGGAUUUGGUAGACGGAAACUGAAAGAAGCCUGUCGUAUAUAUGUGUUUGUAUGUCUGUGUUUGUCCCCCAACAUCGGUUCGGCAAAAGAGACCGAUAGAAUAAGUACUAGGUUUCCAAAGAAUAAGUCCUGGAGUCGAUUUGCUCGACUAAAGGCGGUGCUCCAGCAUGGCCACAGUCAGAAGACUGAAACAAGUAAAAGAGAAUACUGGAAAGUUACAUGUCUUUCCCCACCACUAUUCUAGCAUAGAAUAUUAUGUAUUACCUCAGUAUUACAUACAUAUUCCAACUUCUUUGUUCCAAACUUAUGCAUAACCUGGCCUCAAUCUUGGACACCAUCAAGCUACACAAUAGCUUUCAUUACAUAUUCAGUAUUACAGCUUAAUGCUUGAGUUUGAAUUCAGAAUGAACACUAGAAUGAUCAUAUCAUCAUCACUGAGCUUCCGUUGUCCAUGCUGGUAUGGGUUGGACAGUAUGACCAGGGCUGGCAAGCUGGAAGACUGCACCAGAUUCCCAUCUGAUUUGGCAUGCUUUCUAUGGUUGGAUGCCUUUCCUAACACCAACCACUCCGAGGAUAUAAUGGGUGCUUUAAUGUGCCACCAGCAUUUGCAUGACAUCAGUAUCUGCCAUGGCUGCUAUUCCACUUGACUUAAUGGGUUUUCUUGACAUAAUGCCAAAGGUUUCGGUCAUUACCUCCAUGAGACCCAAAAAUAAAAA
Molecule: messenger RNA, 5167 nt
Organism: Octopus bimaculoides (California two-spot octopus)
Lineage: Eukaryota; Metazoa; Mollusca; Cephalopoda; Octopoda; Octopodidae
Product: heparan-alpha-glucosaminide N-acetyltransferase
Source: RefSeq, a predicted model, not a curated record